This is a messenger RNA of Arachis stenosperma, 1238 nucleotides long. RefSeq names its product bark storage protein A-like. The record is from RefSeq and is a predicted model, not a curated record. Gene Ontology annotation, molecular function: catalytic activity. Gene Ontology annotation, biological process: nucleoside metabolic process. The transcript has 5 exons. NCBI's taxonomy places the organism in Eukaryota, Viridiplantae, Streptophyta, Magnoliopsida, Fabales, Fabaceae. The coding region runs from base 41 to 1081 and encodes 346 amino acids.
AGUUUGAAGAUAACAAUUAUAUAUGUGAGGAACUCAACUCAUGAAGCUAAUAAGCAUGGCUACGUCAAGAUCUUUGAAUAUGAGAGUAGCAGUGUUGUUGAUUAUGGUUUUGAGUGUUUGUGGCUCAGAAUUUUCAAGAAAGAAGAGGAAGACACUGGAAGAAAUCAAGAAAAUAAAUGGCAAUGGCCCAUACGUUGGUCUAAUCACAGUGUAUGCACCAGAAGAGACUGCUUUCUUUGCCACUGGAGCCUUUCAAUCAGAUCCAAAACACCCAUUUGUUGAUCUUGCUGGACGUAGAUUCAGAGUCGGAAAAAUCCAUAACAAGAAAGUUAUCUACGUUAGAUGUGGCGUUGGACUGGUGAAUGCAGCAGCAGCCACACAGAAUAUGGUUGACAUGUUUGAGAUAAGUGGAAUUGUCCAUUUUGGCAUUGCAGGAAAUGCUAAUAGCUCUAUGUCCAUUGGUGAUGUCACUAUCCCAACACAAUUUGCCGACACUGGCCUAUGGGAUUGGCUGAACCCCAAUGGGACAGUUGAUCCUAGUGACUUUGGAAAGUUGGAUAUUGGGAACUUCAAUGUGCCAAGAGGAGAAGGGCAAAAUUUGUUGGGGCAUGUUGGAUAUAGCACUGAACAAUUUUACUCAGAAUCUGGGGACCCAAACACACCCCAACGUGUCAUUUGGGUCAAUACCACUCGCCAAUGGCUAAACCUUGCUGCAAAUUUGGAGGGCAUAAGACUAGAACGGUGUGUGAAUUCCAGCUUCUGCCUUUCAGAGCAACCCAAGUUAGUGACUGGUCUUAGGGGUGCAACAGCCAACACUUUUAUUGACAAUGCAGCUUACAGGGACUUUCUCUUCCAAACAUUUCAUGUUUCCUCUCUAGAUAUGGAGAGCUCAGCAAUAGUCAUGACUAGUUUGUCAAAUAGUUUUCCAGUGCUGGUGAUUAGAGGGCUAUCAGAUUUAGCAGGUGAACAGAAAGGAGAUAAUCACAUUCAAAUAUUUGGGCCUCUUGCAGCAUCUAAUACUGCCAGAGUUGUUAUUGAAUUCUUGAAAACAUUACCAAAUCCUCACUAUGCUCUGCUUUAAUUAAGCUACUACUGCUUAUUAUUUUGAUUUCUCAAUCAAUUAAGGGUUUGUUUACUGUGUUCAUGUUCAAUGAAAUUGAAACAACCCUUCAUGCCAUUCUUGUGGUAAAAAGCAAAAGUUAAUGUAUUGUGUAACUUGUAAUAUCAUUUUAUUUUAU